Molecule: messenger RNA, 1920 nt
Organism: Myripristis murdjan (pinecone soldierfish)
Lineage: Eukaryota; Metazoa; Chordata; Actinopteri; Holocentriformes; Holocentridae
Gene: lysmd3
Product: LysM, putative peptidoglycan-binding, domain containing 3
Exons: 3
Coding region: 153-1133 (326 amino acids)
Biological process (GO): Golgi organization
Cellular component (GO): Golgi apparatus
Source: RefSeq, a predicted model, not a curated record
GUCAUCACGUUAACAUUCUGUUGACGUGGCGUGAGCAGCGGCUAAACAACAGUAGCUAGCAGGUAACUAAGGGCAAGGUAAGACCGAGGGGAAAUGGAUGUUGUUCGGGACGACUGACUGAGUGGUGUUCACCUUCUCAGAGUGAAGAAACAAUGGCCAGUAGAAGUCAGCACUAUGGUUUCCAGUCGGCCACCACAGUGCAACCUGCCAAUGGCGGCCAUGCCUACCUGUUUGGGAACAAUGGCUCAGAGAAUGACCUGUCAGAGGAGGACGGGGAGAGCUACGAGCUGCGGGCGCGCGGGCGAGAGAGGCUGCGGAGGAGCACCUCUAGAGAGAGGAUGGACGAUAUUAUCUACCUGGCCAGAGAUAUCCAGGAGGGGGACACCCUGAACAGUAUUUCCCUGCAGUACCAUUGCUCAGUGGCUGACAUUAAGCGGGCAAACAACCUCUUAACAGAGCAGGACUUCUUUGCCUUGCGGUCCAUCAAGAUUCCUGUGAGGCGUUUCAGUGUGUUGACAGAGACCCACAGCACUACACCAAUCAAAUCUGCCUCCCCAUCAGGUGCCCGGCGCCUGCCCCAGAUCUCCCCCGUUACCUCCCUUACCUCUGAAUCCUCCACAGACUCUUCCUCCUCCACAGACAGCGUGGAAGGCUUCCUCCUGGAGAAGGACAAGGACAUUGAGCAGCUGGUGAAGGCCACAGGCCCAUCUCGCACCAGCUUGAAUGAAGUCGUGUCCUCUUUAUCACUCCAGCAGCAGCCACUGCUAGGAGAGGUGGAGUAUAAACCAGCUCCGAGGAAGGACCCCUACUACGGGGCAGACUGGGGCAUGGGAUGGUGGACAGCUGUGGCCAUCAUGCUUGUUGUUGGCAUUGUCACACCAGUGUUUUAUCUCUUGUACUAUGAGGUUCUGAUGAAAACAGACGUCAGCCACCAUGAUAUCCCUACACAGGUUCACAUCAGUGGACCCCCUGGACAUCGGCAGGGCAAUGAAGUGGACCUUCCAGGAGCAGGGGGCAUCCAUAUGGGUGCUGGCCCUGGACAUGAUGCUGGAAAUGCGGGUAAUGGAGAUCCACAGGGACACGGUGUUGAUAAAAGGGGAGACAGUGAUGGUGGAAAGCAUGACAACACAUAGCGGGGAACAGUGACAUUUCAAAUAAACCAGUUGCUGACUCAAAGACCCAAUAAAAACAGGGUCAGUAUCCCUAUUUUAUCUGAGCAGUUUUUAUUGAUUUUAUACAUUGGUGCAAGCUGGCCAACUGGUACAGUCACUUUAUAGAGGACACAAAAUCAUUUUUGUAUGGUUGAAAGACUGGGAAUAAGACAAACCUAUGUUCAUUCUGUGGAUGUGUUUUGAACCUGUUUUUACUCAGUUUGGUCCAACUGUGUUUUCUUCUAACAGGGGACUGUAAUUAUUUUUGCCAUAAAGCUGUUAGGAAUAGAAUAUUCUCCGACACUGUUUUGUUGGAAAGUCCCGAUUGCUGCCAUUCUGUUAUUAACAUAGAAUAAUUAAUUUAUUUGAAAACUAUUGAGCAUUUAGCAUUGGUCUUAUACUUACACUAUCAGUAUUGGAAGUUACCAGUUGAAUUAUGUUGUGUGACCUUCUUGAAUGCUUGACUUUUUUUUUUCUGGGUCCUUAAGCCUGCUUUGAGAAGGCUGCAAUUUUCUUUUUCUCUAUUUUGGGAAUCACAAGAAACCUCUAUGACUAAGGGCAUGGUGAGGAAAUGGGAAAUGCACAGUAUUCCCACAAUCACUCAUAGUUAUACUCAUGAAAUGUUAGACUUUAGAACCUUUUUUAUUUUAUCAUUAUGUCUAAAACAAGUGUAACGUGUUCUUGACAGUAUGUGCCUUUCAACCUGUGGAAAUGUGCAGCAGGCUGGAAAAUAAAUAAAAGUCUAUUUUGAAUAAAUUAUUGAUGCUCA